Messenger RNA from Eleginops maclovinus (Patagonian blennie), 1147 nucleotides. RefSeq names its product distal membrane arm assembly component 2 like (gene dmac2l). The record is from RefSeq and is a predicted model, not a curated record. Lineage: Eukaryota; Metazoa; Chordata; Actinopteri; Perciformes; Eleginopidae.
CCCUUACGCCAGCCAAUCGGAGAGCACGCUGUUCCUGUACGUAAUAGCGUCAGAGGUCACAGCAAUGGACGCGCCUCAAAUGUAAACAGAGUUGGAGGAAGAUAUGAGACUGUUAUCUCGGGCAGUGCAGUGCGCAGUGUCUCAGAGGGAGAGCAGCCGCAGACACUUCUGGGGAUGGCUCAACGCAGUCUUUAACAAGGUGGACUAUGAGCGGAUCCAGACGGUGGGUCCGGACCGGGCUGCUGCAGAGUGGCUGCUCCGCUGCGGGGCUAAGGUCCGGUUCCAGGGUUUGGACCGCUGGCAGCACGACUACAACGCGCUGCCGCCCGGACCCCUGGGCCGCUUCAAGAUCCAGGGGAUCGACGCCACCGAGUCCUGCAUCAUGUACCGGGGCUUCGAACACCUGGACGGUCUGCAGCACCUGGAGGAGAUCAAGCUGAAGCGGUGUAUCUACAUCGAGGACGCGUGUCUGGAGAGGCUGAGCUGCAUCGAGAACCUGCAGCAGAGUCUGCUCAGCAUGGAGGUGGUGUCGUGUGGAAACGUCACGGACAAGGGUCUGAUCGCGCUGCACAAACUCAGGAAUCUGGAGCGUCUGCUUCUGAGCGCUCCGGGGAUCAGUGACAAACAGACGACGGUGACCCGGCUGCAGACGGCGCUGCCUAAGCUCGACAUCUCUCUGGACCUGAGCGAUUAAACCUCUAACAGGCCCUUCAAAAUAAAAGACCCAGGCGGCUACACGUUCCUGCUUCAGCUUUAAACGAGCACUUUAUUGAUGUUUUUUCUUGAACAAAUCUGUAUUUAUUAUUAUAUUUUCAACAUUCAAGAUAUUAAAGGUGACUCUGUGUGUUUGUACAAAGGAUUCAACUUGUUCUCUUUACAUUAAUUUGGCAUUUGUAUGAAAUCUGCGGAGAGAUGGCUGUGAACAUCCUUAGCACCUUGUAAAAACACAGCAUGUAAUAAAUGCUCAUUUCAUUCAGCAAUAAACAGCCUAAAUACAUAAAUCAAAUACACACAGGAUUUUUAGUCAUUUGUUCCUGAUGAGAAAUGUAUAUACUCAUGCAUUAUGUACUAGCCAAUCAAAUCCAAGCGUUCGUUGAUCAAAAUACAUGUUGUUUUUAUGCAUUAAAGCAUUCAUUUAAAUAAUCAA